UAGGUCAGUUUUGAUUGAAGGUUAUGUGUGAUUCAUAUGAAUGUGAAAUUGCAGUAAAAAAUUGUAGAAGUGGCCGAGGUUUUUUCUUUUUUGUGAAUAUUGAUGAAGUAGUGUUUUUAAAUCUGGUUGUGAUUACUGUGUCUUUUGCAGUAGCUGAAAUUUUUGAAUGUCUUGAAAUUAUACAUAUUGCUUUUGUUGAAUAUGUCAAGAGUGUAGUUUGUACAGGUGAUGAAGUGCAUAUGCUUUGAAAUAUAUUUGAUUUCUGACCUUGAUUGAACUACCACUAUGGUUUGGUUAAUAAUACUGUUAGUUACAAUUUAUGGUAAGUAAGCUGCACCGCAAACCAACCAUAAAGCUAUUAAUCUUGAACACCCAUUUGCAUGUCACAAGUUGAUAGUAUGAGCUCAAAAGUUUUGAUUUUGAGGCUGUGUUACCUGUUUGAUGCAAUGCCUGAGAGAAAUGAAGCUUCUUGGAGUAUAAUGAUAUUAUUGGUUUUGUAUUUGGGUGUUAUAAGGUUUUUUAUGAAGGCAAGAUUUGAGGGGUUUGGGGCUGAUUGUUACUUCAACUUUUGGUGAAAAUUCUGUCCAGCUUUCGGGUCUUUUUAUCAGGGGCAAGAUUUCUCAAGGAGAUGCAAGAAAUACUUUGGAACUACAAAAUUCUGGUCAUUUAAGCUGCCCAACUAGUGGGGGUGAACCAGACAAGAACUCCUCAUUCAUUAUUGACAAUAUGAUCCCUCUCUAAUUAGCACUCCGAGAAGCAGCUGUGAUUUCGUCCCAUUUCAAGUUCAGAUGCCGGGUCUGGCUUAGGAUUCAGUGCAAAAUAUAAAUGAGAUGCCAAGAGAUGAUCUGAAAGAGUAGGGCCUAGAUGAUCAAAAAGGAAUAAGGAUGCAGACUCUACACAUGGUGUAGUAUACAACAAGCUAGAAAUGUGUUGCGUUCCAGUGUUGAAUUUACUGGUUUUGCUAAGAAAUGUAUUAGCAAGUAGAAUGGAAAAAGUUAGCCAAAAUAAGGAGUACGAAGAAGGAAUAAUAUCAAUCUUGUCUGUUUCAUUUCUCUUGUCCUUGGUUUUAAUUGGUUUGUUUGGUUUCCAUUAUACAUAUUAUUCUGAAUUUGAUGUUGAACUACUUUUAAAUGAUUUAAGAGCAGAAUGGAAAUGAGAUGCUAGAAGGGCCAGAUGAUUAUAAAGAGACGGGGCUAGAUGAUCAAAAACAGGUAGUCAUCACAGGGGGGGUUGUGGUGGAUACAGACUCUACAGUUGGUGCGAUAUUUGUCAAUGAUAAGUAAGCUGAAGAAGGGCGGGAGUAUGAAUAAUUCAGGAAACCCAUCAGCCUAAAAGAAAGUGGUUGGGGCAGGCUGAAAAUACCAACUUUUUGGAACUUUCAUUGCUUGCGAAAGAGCAUGGGAAAAAUAAUGUUUCAUUUCUUUGCCUAUUAAUGUCGGCUCUUAAACAUGUGCUAGUAUUAUCAAGGAGAAGAUGGUUGCUCCAGUCUCUUUAAACAAGCGUCUACUUGGAGUGGGGACGUUUCUAAAAGUUGUUCUACACAUUAAGGAAACUAGUGAAAUGCGUACAACAAAAAUUAACCAAAAAGCUGCUGAACCUUUGGCUGAUCCUGAAGAUUAUCCAAAUUUGUUUGAGGAUUGGCAACUUGCACUUGGUAUUGAAUCAAAAGUUGCAGAAAUAAGGAAUACUAUUCCUCCUGCUGCGAAGUAUGUAAAUCACAUGCAUAAAUCAAAUGUCAAUCGUCUGGAAGCAUUUAGAAACAUGUAUGUGGACGAAGAGGAACCACAUCAAAAUGGUGACUUAGAUCAUGAGUAGUAGUAUUCCUCUUGCUGCGGAGUAUAUAGACCAUAUCCAUAAAUCAAAUGCCAAUCUUGUGAAAGCAUUUAGAAACAUUCAUGUGGACGAGGAGGAACCACAUCAAGAUGGUGGCUUAGAUAACGAGGUGUGAAAAUAUGAAAUAUUGAGAACACUUGCAAGAAGCUCAAAUUUUUAUUAGGUCUGAUGUGUGUCUCAAGAUUAUACAGAGCUUAUUUGAGUCUUUGGUUUCAUCAUCUACUUGAUUUCAUGAAGUUUAUUAUUUCCAAUACUUCCCUCUUUAGUAAACACUCGCUUACGAGGGUUCUGCAAUUGUUAGUUGUGUUUCUUGAAUGUUGCACUUUCCUGUGGUAAAGUCUUCAUUUUGCCUAGGCAAUUUAUUAGCAAGAACAAAGGGGAGAGUUAGCAAAAAAGGGUACAAGGACAGACAUCUACUCUCUGCGACCCCCUAAAUUGUACUCUGUCCGUCUCAGGAUGUUUACGGAUGUUUAAGUUCAGUGUUUACAUGUAUUUUGAA
This is a messenger RNA of Daucus carota subsp. sativus, 2332 nucleotides long. RefSeq names its product coatomer subunit beta'-2. The record is from RefSeq and is a predicted model, not a curated record. NCBI's taxonomy places the organism in Eukaryota, Viridiplantae, Streptophyta, Magnoliopsida, Apiales, Apiaceae. The transcript has 6 exons. The coding region runs from base 1474 to 1815 and encodes 113 amino acids.